CGCGGAGAGCUUCGGGCUCGGCUCCAGAGGCGCUCCCCCAGUGGAACCCCACUGUGGGUGGGAUGAGGUGGAGUGUGUUCUUGUUUCAUCCUGCUGGAGGAAAAACGUCCUGCCGUGCUUUGCCUUUCCUUCCUUCCCCUUCCUUCCUCCGAUCCCCUUCCCCUUGUUCUCCUCCCCUGCCGUCCCCCGCGGGCCGGGCCGGGCCGGGCCGGGCGGGGCCAGGCGGAGCCUUUCUCCCCCGGCGGGAGUCUUCCUCUCCCGGCGGGAUCUGCCGCUGCCCGCGCUUCUCGCAGAGCUGGAGCAGGAGCCGCCCUCCGAGGGGGUGCCGGAGCCUGGCAGCGCCGCAGGAUGGACCUCCCUCACCUCACGAGUCCUACCGACCUCCCCAAGCACAUCCUGGAUAUCUGGGUCAUCGUGUUGAUCAUCCUGGCCACCAUCCUCAUCAUGACAGCGCUGCUGCUGUGCCCGGCCACCGCCGUCAUCAUCUACCGAGUGCGGACGCACCCCACGCGCAACGGCAUCGUGUGAGCCUGGGCACGGGCACGGCCAGCUCGCUGUGCUGGGGCUGCAGCCAUGGCACCCUGUGCCACGCACCUUCACCAGGCACCCUGAGAGCUGCAGCCUGGGCAGGAGCUGGGGUGGGCCAGCACCCCGACCUGCUCCUCUGGCUGGGUACCCACUGCUCAUCUUGCCCACUGAGCCCACGGGGACUGAGGGGGAAAUGGCAGCGUGGGCAGCAGUGGGGAGAGCAGUGACUUUGUGGACACGUCCAGCUGGAAAUAUCUCACUCCAGGAGAGAGGCAGGCUGGUCUCACCUUCUCUGGUGACACUGUCUCCUCCCAGGCAAGCAGCAAGGAGUGGAAAUGCCUGACAAAGUUAUUUCUCAUUUGGAGUCACAGCUGUCAAGGUGGUUGGGGAAAAAAGAGUCAAAGCAAGAUGGAUGUGGCUUCUGAUUGUGCAUUUAGUGCUUGGCUAAAAGCAUCAGUGACAGAGCUUGUGCUGGCUGCACAGCAGACGUGCAGCUGGCACCAGCUUCUCCUCUACCCAUUGUCUGCAGAAAUGGUAGGAAAAUCCUGCAGGACUCUUGGUUCCUCUGGGUCUUGUGCGGCAGAGGAGUGUGUGCAGUUCCUGCCAGCCCUCCUGUCUGCCUGCUGGCUGCACUCCCCACUCCUGAUAGUGAGAGCUCCCACUGUUUGCCCAGCACACCAGCCCUGCUGGGGAGCCUGUGCAUGCCUCACCUUGGCAGGUAAAGUGGGAGGAGCAGGUUUGUGCCCAGCCAGUGGCAAGGGAUCAUGCAAGCUCUUGUAUUGCCCUUUGUUAUGAAAUAAAUGGACUUUAUCCUUCA
Passer domesticus (house sparrow) is the source of this 1345-nucleotide messenger RNA. It is a transcript of the gene SMIM3, whose product is annotated as small integral membrane protein 3. The transcript has 2 exons. Bases 349 to 528 code for a protein of 59 amino acids. Lineage: Eukaryota; Metazoa; Chordata; Aves; Passeriformes; Passeridae. The record is from RefSeq and is a predicted model, not a curated record.